UUGCUAUACUGCUGCUGACAGCCCCGUCUCAUCUUGCCGUUCUCCUCUACCUGAAUGGAAUCCUCCCAGUAAUGUCGUACCCUUAUGCAUCGGUUAUAUGCGCAAAUAGUUCGAAGCUAGGAGUCAAUCAGAAUGAGGGUAUACCUUUGAAGAUACGCGUGGCACUUCCUCGGCCCUUACAUGUGAAGUCUGGCUAGUAUGUCAACCUCUGGAUGCCGACUGUCAGCCUGCUAUCGUGGUUUCAGACCCUUCCGUUCAUGGUCAUAUCCUUCUCCCCAGGGAAACAAGAUGUUUUAGAAUUAUUUGUACAGACCCGGCGAGGCCUAACCGAGACGUUACGUACGCGUAUAGCUUUAGAUGGCACCUCCUCGUUCACAGCUUUUGUCAGUGGGCCGUACGGCAUCAGUAAGCCGGUCGACAAGUAUGAGACUGUUUCGGCGGUCGCUAGUGGCUUUGGCAUUUCUAAUGUCUUCCCCUAUCUCAAGCAGCUUCUCUAUGGUUAUAACACUUCCUCUGUGCGAGUCUGACAGCUACAUCUGGUUUAGCAAAUGCUGACAUUGGAUAUUGCCCAACC
Molecule: messenger RNA, 574 nt
Organism: Aspergillus alliaceus
Lineage: Eukaryota; Fungi; Ascomycota; Eurotiomycetes; Eurotiales; Aspergillaceae
Product: NADPH oxidase family protein
Exons: 2
Coding region: 213-527 (104 amino acids)
Biological process (GO): copper ion import; intracellular iron ion homeostasis; iron ion transport
Cellular component (GO): plasma membrane
Molecular function (GO): ferric-chelate reductase activity
Source: RefSeq, a predicted model, not a curated record